Messenger RNA from Zychaea mexicana, 2373 nucleotides. RefSeq lists its product as uncharacterized. The record is from RefSeq and is a predicted model, not a curated record. NCBI's taxonomy places the organism in Eukaryota, Fungi, Mucoromycota, Mucoromycetes, Mucorales, Lichtheimiaceae. Gene Ontology annotation, molecular function: NADPH-hemoprotein reductase activity; flavin adenine dinucleotide binding; FMN binding. The transcript has 2 exons. Gene Ontology annotation, cellular component: cytosol. The coding region runs from base 57 to 2174 and encodes 705 amino acids.
CGCGGGCCAAUUUAUUGAUCCACUCUCUUUUUUCUCUACACCUUAUACUUUCCUUUAUGUCAAAACAAAUCCAACUCAACAAACAAGUCGUGCUACUUGUGAGCGCUUUGGGCCUUGGUGCCGUCGCUUACCUGGCCAGCCAAUUCUUCUUUGGCAGCAGUAGCAACGCUUCCUCGAAACAUACUCCUGACGUUCCCCAAAGCAAGGCCCAACAGAUCACCGAAGAAAAUCCAUCCAAUUUUGCAAAAACCAUGAAGAAACAGGAUCGUAAAGUAGUCAUCUUCUACGGUUCACAAACAGGUACUGCAGAAGACUGUGCAGAACGUCUUGCCAAGCAAUGCAAGAAGCGGUUCAAUGUCCCUGCCUUGGUACUCGAUAUCGAACAAUGUGGCAUGGAAUACCUGGAUCAGAUCCCCGAGGACAGCAUCGCAAUCUUUGUCAUGGCCACCUAUGGUGAAGGCGAACCCACAGACAAUGCUCAAAUGUUUUGGGAAUUCCUCGACAGCGACAGCCCUCAGUUCUCACAUGGCGAAGAUCUCAACAACCUCCGCUACUUCAUUUUCGGACUCGGAAACAGCUCGUAUACAUACUAUAAUUGGGUUUCCAAGACCGUCGACACGAAGCUUACUGAAUUUGGUGCCACCCGUAUUGGCGAGCUUGGCUUGGGUGACGAUGAAAAGUCUUUAGAGGACGAUUUUGAAGCUUGGCAAGAAGAGCAGUUGUGGCCUCUGUUUGGCGAAGCCAUUCAGGCUGAUGCUGCAAGCCAGGACAGCAAUGCUAUGCCUGAGACUACGUACAAGGUUGUUGAAUUGGACCAGACGAACAAUGGCAGCAGCCACGUGUAUUGUGGUGAGUUGGGCGAUCUGUCGCAGAUAGCAUGGGGUGCCAAGAAGCCAUACCCUGCACCCAUUACUUCGCGCGAUUUGUUGAAUGGGUCGGACCGUCACUGUUUGCAUCUCGAGGUCAAUAUUAGCGGCACGGAUAUAAAAUACAACACGGGCGACCAUAUUGCGAUCUGGCCAACGAACAGCGAAGACGAGGUUUUCCGACUGGCUCGCGCCUUUGAUUUAGAAGACAAGCUCGACACGAUUAUUUGCGUCACUGCUGCGGACGAGUCAUCUGCCAAGAAGUCGCCUUUCCCUCAGCCAACCACCUAUCGUGCCAUGUUCCGCCACUACUUGGAUAUCUGCCAAAUGCCAUCAAGAGACGUGCUAAAGAUGGUUGCUCCCUACGCACCUACACCAGAAGCAGCUGACACUAUGAACAAGUUGGCAAGCGACAAGGAGGAGCAUCGACGUGUUGUCAGUGAUUCGGCUCGCAAUUUGGCCGAGGUGCUGCAUUAUGCGUCAACGGGCUCAGCAUUCCGCGUUCCGGGUGAUGUUUUGGUGGAAUGCUUUAGCCGUCUGCAGCCUCGAUACUACUCCAUCUCAUCCUCCUCCAGCGAAAGCCCCAGCUCGGUCAGCGUUACCGCCGUCACUCUCAAGUACAGACCCGACCCCACUCCCGAGCGUACUGUGUAUGGCGUAAACACCAACUAUCUCUGGGCUGUCCACAAGUCUCUCCAUGACGAUGACGAGGCUAUCCAGGUCGAAACAGAGUAUUUUGUCCAAGGUCCCAACGGUAGCUAUUUUGAUGAAAAGCUCAAAGCUGCCAAGCUGCCUGUCCAUAUCCGCCAAUCCAAUUUCAAGUUGCCUGUCGACGAUACAAAGCCCGUCAUCAUGGUUGGACCUGGUACUGGUGUUGCUCCCUUCCGUGGGUUUGUCCGUGAACGUGCAUAUCGUAAAAAGAAUCAGGCCAAAUCCAUUGGCCCGACCAUCCUCUACUUUGGCUGCCGACGACAAGACGAAGACUUUCUGUACAAGGACGAGUGGCCCGCCCUUUUCAAUGAAUUGGGUGGCUCUUCUCGAUUGGUCACUGCAUUCUCUCGAGAGACCGAUCGCAAGGUCUAUGUUCAAGACAAGCUCUGUGAAAACGGCCAAGAGACUUGGGAUCUCAUUGCCAACCAGGGUGCUUAUGUUUAUGUCUGUGGUGAAGCUAAGCGGAUGGCCAAGGAUGUGCAGGCAGCUAUCACGGGUUUCGCAAAGCAAUACGGUGGCCUUGACGAUACUGCUGCAGCCGAUUAUAUCAGCAACCUUAGAGAUGCUGGCAGAUAUCAAGAAGAUGUUUGGGCAUAGAAAAAACUUUAAAAUCUUAUCCACUAUUACCUCCCUUUCCGUACGACACGUCUUCCCUGCAUCAGCAUCAUCAUCAUCACUACCAGCAACAACAACAACAGCAUCAUCACCAUAGCGGCUUCUUUAAAAAGCUCAUCACAUAUAUUCCCCUCUUUGCAUUCAUGACUUUUGUUGUUCAUAGAUUGUAUUACCAUCCCCC